CAAAGAAAAGUGCCAAGAAAGCAGGGCAAGAGAAGAAAAGGAAAUCUCAAGAUGAUUCUAUUUCAGAUGAUUUGAGUCUGUCGGCUUACAAGAAGAAAGAAAAGCGGCUGUACAAGCAGAAACAUUAUCAAAAAUGGAAAUAGCUACAGAUGAGGGCGGUGAGGAAGAGGAGGAUGGAGACUUCAAUCCAGUCGAAGAGAAUGACAGCGAUGACGACGAGGAAGAUGAAGAGGAGUAUGAGGAAGAUGAAGAAGAAGUUGAAGAGGAGAAGCCCAAAUCCUCUCCAAAGAAGAAAGCUCAGACUCCUAAAGGCAAAGCUGAGAAGUCACCUGCCGCCAGCCCUCAAAAGGUUAUCAAGAAGACAGAGGAUGCCGAUUCAGAAGCUCAGGAAAAGACAGAAUCUCCUCUCAAGAAGAAAAAGAAGAAGAAGAAGCAGCAGGUAAAGCAGGAUGAGGAAACCAAAGAAGGAGAGCUGCCUUUGAAGAAUCUCAAAACAAAUAACAAAGAGAAUAUUGUUCAACAAAAGGAAAAACCUGCGAAGAAGGCACAAACUCCAGCCAAACCAAAAAAAAUAAAAUUACAAACAGGAACAACGAUUGAAGAUCUAAAAGUUGGAGAGGGCAAGUUGGCCAAGCCAGGCAAAAAGGUGUUCAUGUACUAUCGCGGAGUACUAGCUAACAACCAGAAGGAGUUUGAUUCUCAGUUGUCAGGGAAACCAUUCAUGUUCGGUCUCGGCAAGGGAGAAGUUAUCCAAGGAUGGGAUGCUGGUAUUAUAGGAAUGAAAGUAGGAGGCAAGCGCAGGUUAACUGUUCCACCAUCACAAGGGUAUGGAUCACAGAGAACGGGCCCCAUCCCUCCAAACAGCACCCUGAUCUUUGAUGUGGAGCUGAAGUCGGUCAGAUAACUUGGAGAGAUUUCCAUACAAGCAGGACAAGUUGGAUAUAGUAGGCCAUUUGCCUAACAAGUGGGGCAAGUCCUAAAGGUAGCACAACUUGCUGACAAUCAGGACAUGUGAGAUAAUUUGGACAACUUGCCCAACUGGCAGGACAAGUCAGCUAACUUAGACAACUUUCCCGAGGUGCAGGACAAGUGAGAUAAUUUGAGAACUUUCCCUACAAGAGGGACAAGUUUGGCAGUGUGGAGGGUUCGCCAUACAAAUGAGACAAGGCAGAUUAUGCGUGAGAGGUGGACUAGUCUGAAAGUAGACACAUUCCUGAGUUUUUGAUGGAGCUUGUUGCGAUGACAUUGGGCAUCGCGAAGUGGAGUCUUGAUAUGCGCAACCAUACCUUGCCAGAGUUGGGCUUCCAUUUUAGGGAGGUGUUGCGGCAGAUUGGACGAAAGCCUGUGUGUCAGGGUUGUACUCUUGGAGGAGAAAAUAUUUAUAUAGAUGUAUCCAAGAGUUACCAACUUUAAGUAACAGAUAUUUUUCAUCAAACUAUCAAUUUUCUAGCAGAUUUCCAUUAAAAAUAUAUGCUGUUGAAUCCUCAGUAAUCAUGAAUGUUUCAAACUUUUUUACUCUGUGUGUUUGCAAGUGUAAAUCCAUGAAGUUCAUGAAACCUCAGUUUUGUAAUUUUGCAUAUAUAUGUUUAGAUAGUCAAGUGGGUCUGUCAACCAAAUGAACACCUGAAUUUCACUUAUCCCAAUUUAUAAAAGUUACUGUUUAGCAUUAAAGGGAUUGGGUAUCUUUGUCUCAGAUUCUGAAACAAAAUCCUGGAUUUAGCUCUUGCUGCAAUGAUAAUUAUAAACCUUUAGGUCGGUCAGGAACCCAAUGACUUUUACAAGCCGAUCGCCUGUCUGAUUAUCAAGAUAUUUAUGAUUGGAAAUCGAAAUUUCAAAAACCAUUUUUAUAAGACUACAGUCUAUUGGGGAAAAUGAGUACUGGUAUGGAAAAACCUGUCACUUGAUUUUAUUUUUUGAGGCACUUCAUGAUCAUUUUGAAGCGCAUUUUUUAGGGCUUCAAUAUAACACCUCAUCACAGACACUGAUAAUACGUAGGGCCAUGCAUCUCAGAUUUAACAUUGUUAAACGAUGCAUUUAAAUAUUAUACAAGUAUCGCAUGCUCCUGCAUUCAAUAUAAUCACAUAAUGAAUCAACAAA
Strongylocentrotus purpuratus (purple sea urchin) is the source of this 2097-nucleotide messenger RNA. Its product is annotated as peptidyl-prolyl cis-trans isomerase FKBP15-3. NCBI's taxonomy places the organism in Eukaryota, Metazoa, Echinodermata, Echinoidea, Camarodonta, Strongylocentrotidae. Bases 134 to 904 code for a protein of 256 amino acids. The record is from RefSeq and is a predicted model, not a curated record. Gene Ontology annotation, molecular function: peptidyl-prolyl cis-trans isomerase activity; macrolide binding. The transcript is spliced from 9 exons. Gene Ontology annotation, cellular component: chromatin; nucleolus.